This is a messenger RNA of Cylindrotheca closterium, 723 nucleotides long. The record is from the annotation of a GenBank genome assembly. NCBI's taxonomy places the organism in Eukaryota, Bacillariophyta, Bacillariophyceae, Bacillariales, Bacillariaceae.
AUGUCUUCUCGGACUUUGUUCUUGUCAGUACUGGCGCUGUUAAAUGCAUCCUUUUGCAUAGCUGUGGGAAGCGGUGAAAUGCCCUACUUUCUAAUCAACACUCCACGGCCGUAUUGCAUUCAAGUCCAGGCUCCAGAAGAGACUGUCCUUCGGGUUUACUAUGACGCUCCUGACAUUGACAGAAAGACCGCGGGACAAGAAAAAAAUUACGCUCCCACCUACCUGACCAUUAGUUACAAUGCGCACACCGUGGGUCCACCCAGCAGGGGCACGACAGUACAAAACCACAAGCCCAGCAGCACCGAAUUAAUUACAAAGACGGGCAAGGUUGACUUUCAAGUCCAUCCCCGCCACCGCGACGACGAGGAUGUUGGUGAAUUGCAAGUCUGCAUACGAGCAUCCAAGGCAGGCACCAAGCAUCCCAUGCGGUUUGGCCUCUUUGUGGAGGAAGUCGAUUUGGAGGACGAGGACGAGGAUGUAGAUGUGACUUCUCAUUUAACCUUCAUCGAGGGGCAACUGGCACACUACGAAAAAAAGAUGCACGUCAUGCUAAAGACUGCAGAUUUGGUCCGAGAACACGAUGCCAUGUAUCAUCAAAAGACCGACGCUAUGCAUCAAGCCACAAUAUUUUGGCCAGUCGUUCAUGUGGGAAUUUUACUCAUUACAGGCUUCACUCAAGCGCAGCACAUUGUCAACUUUUUUCAAAAGCGAAGAAUCAUCUAG